This is a messenger RNA of Ilyonectria robusta, 462 nucleotides long. RefSeq lists its product as uncharacterized. NCBI's taxonomy places the organism in Eukaryota, Fungi, Ascomycota, Sordariomycetes, Hypocreales, Nectriaceae. The transcript has 3 exons. The annotation marks the transcript as partial. The record is from RefSeq and is a predicted model, not a curated record.
CAAAACUUCUACCAUGAGUCAAUGCUUCGCGAUGCAGGUAGCAUGACUACAUUGACGCCUCCAAGCUCUCGACUUCGUCGCGGAGGCAUCCUGUAUGGCCAAAUGUACAGUCUCACCAAGGAGAUCAUAGACGCCGCUCGCACGUUUCCAUUUCAGAAUCCAGAUCUACGACACUUGGCAUUGGAUCCUCAGCUCCGCAAUGUUCGCAGUCAUGUUUUUGUUGAUUUCGUCUGGCACAACAUCAACAAGUUUACGACCGGGUUUGAGCUGGUCCGAGCCCAACGGGAACUGCCACAACCAGUGGGAUCGCCACAAGUGCGUCACGGCCUUGGCUUUAGUCAAACAUUAGAGCAGUAUGGCUACUGCUGGAUUGAGCCUCGUAUAGACUGGGCUCUAUUGAGGUUCCUUCCGAGCAUUACCGAUUCAGUCUUAUUCGGGAAUGGCACGCUCCAACAGCGAUAU